Messenger RNA from Vicia villosa (hairy vetch), 1961 nucleotides. RefSeq names its product glycosyltransferase family 92 protein RCOM_0530710-like. Lineage: Eukaryota; Viridiplantae; Streptophyta; Magnoliopsida; Fabales; Fabaceae. The transcript has a single exon. Bases 126 to 1814 code for a protein of 562 amino acids. The record is from RefSeq and is a predicted model, not a curated record.
UCUUUUUCUUUCCAAAAAGUCAACAACAAAAAAAAUUAAACUACCAACUUUCACAAACUCAUUCAAUCAAAAACUGACAUGAAGCAACCCAAAGAAUAUUUCUCUUCUCAUUUUGGGCUUCUCCCAUGAAAGAUCAUAGGAAACAGAAAGAUCAUAGGAAACAAAACCGUGUCGUUUCAUGGAGCACGUUCUUUUUGUUCACCAUCGUUCUUGUCUUGUCUUCCAUUAUCUUCACCUCUCUCAUUUUCUCUUCCCUCUAUUCCUCUUACAUCCCUCCUUUCCACUUCCCAAAAACAGUUUUCAAAUGGCGAACCCCACCGCCGCCACAAAUCACAAUCCGAGAAACCGUUACGAUUUCGGACGAGGUUUUGAUUUUCCUAAAUUACCCUUUAUCUUUUCGCCAUCAUUCCAAAAAUGACCUUCAAUGUGUUUACCUAUCGGCUGACUUGAAGCCACGGCUUCAUGAGCCGAUUCAGCUUCACUCCGUUAGGCCUCAUGAACAAAUCGUACGGUGUCCGAUGCCUCCACGUGGCGAGAUUGUAUCUCUUCAAAUAAAAUCUAACGGAACUCUUCAAAUAAAAAACUCUUCAAUCCAUAGUUGGGACCCACUUGUUUAUGAAGCUUUAUUCGAUCGUGAUAACACCACAAUAGUAUUUGUUAAAGGACUUAAUCUUCGACCAGAGAAACUGGCUGAACCGUCUAGAUUACAAUGUGUGUACGGUUGGGAUUUCACAAAGCCCAAAUUCUUAUUUAAAUCUGAUGUUUUAUCAGCUGCUCAAGAGAUUAUAAGAUGCAAAACACCCGCCAGCAUUUUAGCCCAAACCCAACCGGAUUCUUUUAUUAAAGUAUCUAUUCAAGUUGAAGGUAAGAAAAUAUUUCCCUCCAUAGCAAGGCCCGGGCUUAUCUCAUUGCAAAAAUCACCAAACCGAAAACCGCACGAGUUAUGCAUAUGCACGAUGCUCCGAAACCAAGCCCGAUUCAUUAAAGAAUGGGUAAUGUACCACUCAAAAAUCGGAGUUGAAAGAUGGUUUAUUUACGACAACAACAGCGAUGACGAUAUAGAGAAUGUCAUUGCUUUCUUGCAAAGUGCGGGUUACAACAUCACGUGGCACCUAUGGGCCUGGGUAAAAACACAAGAAGCAGGGUUUGCUCACUGUGCUCUACGGGCCCGGGCCUCGUGCGAGUGGGUUGGGUUUAUUGACGUGGAUGAAUUUUUCAACGUAAAGAUAAAAGUAGAUUUACGACAUGUGAUUUGGCAUUAUUCGAAGCCCAAAAAUAAUGUUGCUGAAAUAAGAACACCGUGUUACAGUUUUGGGCCUUCGGGUCUAAAGGAUGUGCCAAGUGAAGGUGUGAUGAUGGGGUACACGUGUCGGUUGGCAGGACGUGAAAGACAUAAGAGUAUUGUGAGACCCGAUGCACUGAAUCAAACCCUUAUUAAUGUGGUGCAUCAUUUUCAUCUAAGGGCACCAUUUGUGGCCGUUGAUGUGGAUAAUGGUGCGAUGAUGAUUAAUCAUUAUAAAUAUCAAGUAUGGAAAGUGUUUAAAGAGAAAUUUUAUAGGAGGGUUGCAACAUAUGUGGCAGAUUGGCAAAAAGAAGAAAAUGUGGGGUCUAAAGAUAGAGUGCCUGGUUUGGGAACUAAGGCGGUCGAACCAGCUGAUUGGUCACAUCGAUAUUGCGAGGUUAAAGAUACGAGUUUGAGAAAUUGGGUUUUGAUACAUUUUAAAGAUAAAAAGACCCAUCUUUUUCCAUGGCAACCAGAAUUUGAGCCUCACAUAAAAAAGAGACUAAGGAAAAAACAAAAAGGAAUUUUAUGAAAGUAUUUUUUACUCUCUAGAAUAUUCUUUUUUUCAUUACUUUUUUUAAUACAUUAUAUAUUUGUAGAUUAUAGAUGGUUUUUUAUUUUUAUGUACAUAAAAUAGUCCUAUCGUAAAUUAUUGAAUUUAGAGUUAUUAAUAUACAUA